Messenger RNA from Penaeus monodon (black tiger shrimp), 3223 nucleotides. RefSeq lists its product as uncharacterized. The record is from RefSeq and is a predicted model, not a curated record. Lineage: Eukaryota; Metazoa; Arthropoda; Malacostraca; Decapoda; Penaeidae. Bases 208 to 2109 code for a protein of 633 amino acids. The transcript has 7 exons. Gene Ontology annotation, molecular function: DNA-binding transcription activator activity, RNA polymerase II-specific; RNA polymerase II cis-regulatory region sequence-specific DNA binding. Gene Ontology annotation, biological process: regulation of transcription by RNA polymerase II; gliogenesis. Gene Ontology annotation, cellular component: nucleus.
CGAGACGCGCACGCACACACGCACGCCGUCCCCCACUAGUGCCAGCAGCGGAACAGUGACCCAGUGCCAGGACUCAGUGCCGCGCGAGUGCCAAGUGCAGCUCGGCGGAGGAGGGGAGUGAGGACAAGUGAGAGUGAGAGAUAGUGUGAGUGAUGGUGACAGCCUUGUGACAGUGAUCGUCUGCAGCAGCUGGGCGACGUCGGCAUCAUGGUUGUAUCUAUGUCCCGCAGAAGUGUGCGAGAGCUGGUGCCGGCGCUGAGCGGGUGCGUGAAGAUGGCGCCGACCCACCACUUCGACUGGGACAUUAAUGAUUCCAAUAUACCCAAAGUCAGCGAAUUCGACUUGUUCUGCGACUGGGCGGAUGGGCACUGCCGCUUCGUGUACCCGCCCGAGCUGGAGGAGGCCAAGAGGCACUCCUCGGGCUGGGCCAUGAGAAACACCAACAACCACAACGUCAACAUUCUCAAGAAGUCGUGUCUGGGGGUGGUCGUCUGCAGUCUUCGGUGCACGCUCGACGGUGGGAUGAAGGUCCACCUCAGACCCGCCAUCUGCGACAAGGCGAGGAAGAAGCAGCAGGGGAAACCAUGUCCUAAUAAGUCCUGUUCGGGAAAGCUGGAGGUCCUGCCGUGUCGGGGGCACUGCGGAUACCCCGUCACGCACUUCUGGCGUCACACCGACCACGCCAUCUUCUUCCAGGCUAAGGGUGUGCACGACCACCCACGACCCGAAGCCAAGAGCACUGCCGAAGCAAGGAGGAGUCUCACGGGUCGUGGACUCUCCUUGCACCAUCACCACCCUCGACGACCGCCGCCACGACUCUCGGAGACCAAGGUAGUGACGGGCGUAAAGAGAUCCCUGCCGCCCGCGACUUCAACCGUGCUGGAUCUGGGCGCCGCCAACCCAUCCGUCAGUCAAGUGGGCGCCCCUCCGCCCGCCAAACUGCCCCGCACCCUCCCGCCACCCCUUCUGCCCGACAACGCCCACGGAGGCAACCUCGCUGUGGACGUGUGCUCGUGCCCGCCCUUCGAAUGUACCUGCGGGAAGGUUGGUGUGGGCGCCAUGGGCAUGACCGGCUCGCCCGCUGCACCCAUGGGCGGCGUGCUGGUGCCCAAGGCGGCUUUCCCGCACCCGCAGACGCCCCUCGACCCCUACUUCCCGCACCCGCACCAGCCGGACGCCCACGACAUGCACCGCAUGGACGCCGCGCGCCCGCAAGUGUACCGCAGCCCCGCGCCGCCCUCGGGGGCCUUCCACCCGCCUCCCCUCAACUGGACGCCGCCCACCAGCCUACCCGGCGAGUGGGGCCUGCACGCGCCGCCCGCCUUCCGGGUAGAGCCCUUCGGCGGCGACGGCUGGCAGACCACGCCCGCGCCCGACGGCGGCGUGUGGUGCGACGCGGGCCUGGGCGGCGGCGAGCACGCGCGCCCGCCGCCCCUGCCCGCCCAGCACUACUACAGCGGCGGCGCGCAGAACUUCGGCUGCGACGUGAAGCUGGACCCGCAGACGGAGGCCGAGUCCAUGUUCCCGUUCGAGGAGGCGUUCCAGCCGCAGGACAUCUUCGCGCUGGAGCAUCCGUUCCGCAAGCGGGAGGAGCCGGCGCCGCACGCGCUGCCCGAGGCCACGGCGCAGAAGUUCCUGCAGUGCAUCGACGACAUCAUCGGCGACUGCUUCCUGGAAGGACGGGGCGGCCGAGCAGCGGUCCCCGCCCACGCUGCUGGACCUGGGCAGCGGCGCCCUCACGCACCAGCCCUACGCGCCGCCCACGCCGUCGCUCUCCCUCCCGCACACGCCCACCAUGGCCAUCCCCAGCACGCCCUCCUUCUCGACGCCCAAUCCGCCCACGCCCGCCACGCCCAACUCUCUCCCCGUCACGAGCUCGGCCGCCAUUUUGGACGACCCCAGACUCUCGGAGAGGCUGCUGUCUCCCUCCCUGCAGCAGCACGCGCCGUCCUCGGCUCGGUUGCAGCAUCAGCAGCAUCAGCAGCAGCAUCAACAGCAUCAACAGCAGCAGCAGCACGAGGAGAGCGGUUCUCCGAGCGUGGCGGGCUUCUGCGGCGGCGGCGGGCGGGAAGCGACGUGUCCGCGGUUCGUGUUCCCUCCGGCCAAUGAUUACGCCAAUUACGCCAAUGAGUCGCGCGCUUACGCCGCUCACGACGACUCCGCCAAUGGGGCGCUGCCGAGCUAUGACGUCACCGUGUACACGUCAUCGUUCUGUGUGUCUCCCAGCCAAUCAAAUACGUUCCCGGGUCGCGAGGGGAAGACAGAUAAUCAGUUCCCAGCAUGUGAGGGGAAGUCCCUGCUUCCCUGUCAUCAGCUGGCCGCCACCACAGCCUCUUCUCCCCUCAGUUGAGCGCGGCGGAGACCGGCGCGGCGCAUGACGUUGUCUCACAUGCACUUCGCUCCUUCCCAGGUUCCCGCUCCUGCAAGGGGUCCGUUCCACCGCGAAAGUGGCUUACGUGACUAAAAAGAUUACCAACCGCUGGCGGCAUGUGCGGCCGAACAUGUCCGCGCUGCGUUCGGCAUGAGCGACUUCAUUUCUUAAACUCUGUUGAUGAUGUGAAGUGUGCAGCAAGCAAGGCAACAAUGCCCAGGUUCAUAAUGGCAAUCUUAGUCAUAAUGAAAGAGUAAGCAGCAAGCAUGACAAUAAAAGACCAAAUAAUGGAUCAGCGAACACAUUAAAACUGAUUCGAAGGACAAUGAACGAAUGUACACAUGGCGCCAAAAAAAAGGGCCAAUUCGGCAUUUGUUUUGCUGAGGAUUUUAAACCGGGGGCUUCCUGGCGCGAAACCCCCUCGUCCUGAAACAAAGGAAGAGCGAAAUGAGCACCUCGUCUUCCCCUUUUAUCUCCUGAAAACUUCAGGUUGUUUGUAAAUGUCGAUCUCCAGAAUCUCUAUCCUUUAGUGUUAAGAAUUCACGAGAGUUUUAUGGUAACUCUAAGGCAAUCUGCUCAUAUACAUGCAUAUCAACAAAUAGUUCUAUAUGAUUUUUAUGCUAGUCAGUUUUUUAUUUUUAUUUUGUAUUUCGAUGCCAAAACUAGUCAGAAAAAAGAAAGAUUUCUACACAGUACAGUAUUUGACAGUAGUGAGACCACAACCGCCACCGCACUCAGUACUCUAAACCCGUCGAGGUCGACGCUCCUCUCGCCCUCCUGUCAUGACCUCUUCUCCCUCCCUCCCUAAUAUCCCUCCCUCCUUCGUACCCUUCCCUCUUAUUCCUCCCUCUC